Neoarthrinium moseri is the source of this 1668-nucleotide messenger RNA. RefSeq lists its product as uncharacterized. The coding region runs from base 1 to 1668 and encodes 555 amino acids. Gene Ontology annotation, cellular component: nucleus. Lineage: Eukaryota; Fungi; Ascomycota; Sordariomycetes; Amphisphaeriales; Apiosporaceae. The transcript has a single exon. Gene Ontology annotation, biological process: DNA-templated DNA replication; DNA repair; regulation of DNA repair. Gene Ontology annotation, molecular function: single-stranded DNA helicase activity; ATP binding; DNA binding. The record is from RefSeq and is a predicted model, not a curated record.
AUGGUCGAGUGCCCCAUCUGUAGCAGACAGGUGCAGUCGGUGAACAUCAACGCCCACCUCGAUUCACAAUGCAACGACUUCAUCAUUGACACCUCGGCGGCCCCGCCCGUCUCCUCCUCGCCCGCCGCCCCGGCGCCCUCGACCCAGAAUGGCUUCUUCGCCUCCCAAAAACGGCCGGCCUCGAGCUUUUUCCAGACUCCCUCUUCCAAGAAGCAGGCCACCUCGUCCAAGGUGCUUACACCGAUGGUGAACGGCACCGCGGCCGUCAAGCUCAACGGCGCCAUGAAGCGAUCAUUCGAUGAGGGCCCCGGCCAGGGUGAAGACUCGCCCAUGAUGGAUGUCAACGGGCGGUCGGUGAGCGUAACGCCGGCCGAGGAGGCAAGGGUCAUCAAGCGCACCAAGACGAACAAGGCGGCACCGCUGGCGGAGCGUAUGCGGCCCAAGAAUUUCGGCGACGUGUACGGGCAGGAUCUGGUCGGACCGCAUGGCGUCUUGCGGUCGCUGAUCGAGUCGGAGUCCAUGCCGUCCAUGAUACUAUGGGGAGGCUCGGGGACCGGCAAGACGACCAUUGCGCGAUGUAUCGCUCAGAUGGUGGGCUCUCGCUUCAUCGAGCUGAAUGCGACGAGCUCGGGCGUCGCUGAGUGCAAAAAAAUAUUUGCCGAGGCGGAAAACGAGUUAAAGCUCACGGGGCGCAAGACCAUCAUCUUUUGCGACGAGAUACAUCGCUUCAGCAAGUCUCAGCAAGAUGUCUUCCUGAAACCCGUAGAAGCAGGCACCAUCACAUUGAUCGGAGCAACCACCGAGAACCCGAGCUUCAAGGUCGUUUCUGCACUCUUAUCGCGCUGUCGCACAUUCACUCUACAGAAGCUCACCACAGAGGAUAUCAACAAUAUUCUCCAACGGGCCCUGCAGCUCGUGCAGUCCGAGUCUCCAAACACCCCUUCAAAUCUGCUAGACGCAGAACUCCUCACAUACUUGGCCAAUUUCGCCGACGGAGACGCCCGGACGGCGCUCAACCUUCUCGAGCUGGCCAUAUCCCUAUCUAACCGGGACGACAUAACGAAAGACGGCAUCAAAGCUGCGUUGACCAAGACUUUGGUCUAUGACCGGGCAGGCGACCAACACUACGACACCAUCUCGGCCUUUCACAAGUCUGUCCGCGGCUCAGAUGCCGACGCAGCGCUAUACUACCUGGCACGCAUGCUGCAGUCUGGUGAAGACCCGCUCUUCGUGGCUCGUCGCAUGGUGGUCAUCGCAUCUGAGGAUGUCGGGCUCGCAGACAACACUCUACUCCCGCUAGCCACAGCAACAUACACAGCUACACAGCAGAUCGGCAUGCCGGAAGCGCGAAUACCUCUCGCGCACUGCGCCGUGGCGCUGUCUCUGGCCCCCAAGAGCACAAGGGCCUACAGGGGCCUGAACAACGCCUACGCGGCCCUGAAAGAGCCAGGUGUCGCAGGACUCCCAGUGCCAAUCCACUUGAGAAACGCGCCCACGCGGCUGAUGAGGGAAUUGGGCUAUGGAGCCGAGUACAAAUACAACCCAAACUACAAGGACGGCAAGGUCCGCCAGGACUACCUCCCGGACGACCUUCUCGGCAGGACGUUCCUGGAAGACAGAGAUCUAGGCACGGCGGUGGAUCCCGAUUUGGCCGUAGACGAGGGCUGA